Molecule: messenger RNA, 2383 nt
Organism: Aplysia californica (California sea hare)
Lineage: Eukaryota; Metazoa; Mollusca; Gastropoda; Aplysiida; Aplysiidae
Product: galanin-like G-protein coupled receptor npr-9
Exons: 4
Coding region: 684-1883 (399 amino acids)
Biological process (GO): G protein-coupled receptor signaling pathway
Cellular component (GO): membrane
Molecular function (GO): G protein-coupled receptor activity
Source: RefSeq, a predicted model, not a curated record
UGAGUUCUUUAAUUAGAAUAAGCUACUCUUUGAAGGAUAUUUGUUUACCCAAAAGACAUUAUUUUUUGCGUCAUCUAAGCAAGCUGAUUUCUAGUAUUCAUUCCUAAGUUUUUAAUAUGCCAGAACAAAUCGUCCAUAUCUUUUGACCUAAGAAUUGGCAUUUUAAAGUUCUAGUUGAGAUUACAUAUUAGUAUUGAAAACAUAAUGUUCAACUGGUAAUGUGAUUGUACAGUAAUAUUCGGGGUUUUUUUCACUACACUGUACUUGAAACAGACAUCCGAAUCAUCAACCAUUUUGUUUAAAUUUAUUUGUAUCAAAUAAUAGUAGCUGCUUGUGCACUUUUGUGCUGAUAAUUCUUUUCCCUAUUUCUACAGCCGACAUCCCAGUCACAAUUCUCUGCCCUGGAGUCACUGAGGCCAUCUUUUAGCUCUGUCUUACCACUUGUUUUCCACUUUAAAGCCACCAGUGUGUCUGGUUAACCCAAGCUAAAACAGAGAAUGCUGUGGCUCACCAUAUUUUGAUCUAAAUUACGGAAUUCUAGACUCCAACUUUAUCCAUAAAAGUACAAUACUGAUCUGAAUGAUUCUCUUCCGUCAUGGAUUAGCGCAUCGCAAUUAAUGCUUGGAAAACCAGUGUCUUCAGAAAACCCCAAAGCUAAAGGUUAGGGGUCAGGGGAUCAGAGGAUGCCCGAGCUUUACCCGCGCUCACUCACCGUGUCUGCUGGAAUAACGGGGUCCUCAGAAUCGGCGCCAUCCUCGUCCAACGACACGUCAUCACUCCUCGCAGAUCUCAACCACGAGCAAGCAAUCCUCCAGCUACCAAUCACUGCUUUCCUCACGUUGCUCAUGAGCUUUGGCGUCACUGGAAACGCUUGCGUGAUCUACGUGUACCGUACACGCUUCCGGAAGACUUCUGGGAGCUACUUCAUCAUGAUCCUAGCAAUCCUUGACCUUCUUAACAGUGGAUUAUGUAUCCCCUGGGAGAUCUACGUUCUCAGCAAUUCCUAUCUACAAGACCACCCAGUUCUGUGCAGGGUGGCGCGUUUUGUGGCAACCUUCGUCUACAUCAGUGCCGGACUUAUCCUGGUUUGUGUUGCCUUCAGCAGGUUAGUGGUUUUAUACUUCAAGAUCGUGAAGCCGUUACACUGCUACUCCUCUGGCCAGGCACAGUCUCUGACCGUGGUGGUGGCGGCGAUAGCGCUCUGCCUGGUCUGGCCUCAGCUUGCGCUCAGCGGGACUCGAACCGUGGAAACCAGGAUACCUGGACUCUAUGGACAUGAUUGCUCUAUUUCUGAUCAGAUGCAAAGGUCCAUCUACCCGAUUCUGUUCCACGGCUGCCUGUACGGGGUGUUCACUUUGUGUUUCGCUCUACUCACUGGCUUCUACAUGCGCAUCGUGUGGGUGGUGUGGCGCAGAGGCGGCAACAGGCUGGGGGAGCAGGUGGCCCACAGGGACUACACGCCGCGCUCCUCGGCUAGCAACGCCUCAGACAGGUCAUUUGGCAGUUCCCAGAAUGUCUCCGUGGCGUCAAGAUCCCAAGCUGGUCACCACCAUCGCACCUCUGUUCUAGCUCGCGUUGGCAGAACUACUCGGAUGCUGGGGCUGGUUACUUUCGUCUUCCUACUUGGUUACGUCCCCUUCCUGACAGUCCACGUCAUCUACUUGUUGGGAAUGGGCUUCCAGCGGCCCAUGGACUACUCUCAACAACUCCUCUACCAGCUGUGUCUGCGAUCCUACUUUUUAUCUAGCGCUGCCAACCCGCUUAUAUACAGCAUCCUUAAUGUGCGUUUUCGGAAAGAGAGUAUGGUAGCGCUGAAAAGUGUUAUUCUCAGACUCCCCAAAUGGAUUCGCCGCCGGAUCAAAGGUGAACAUGAAGUCACGUGAUAAGACAACGUUUCAUCUCUCCUUUUAAAAAUGUGCCUUACGUCAUCGAUUAAUGCGCUGACGUCUGUCUCGGGACGAGGGAGAAAAACCACAUAGAGGUGAAGCGAUGUGGAUCCCUGAAUGAUCUUGCUUCGACUGUGAAAACGGGAUGAAUUAUUAAUAGUAGAAGGCGAUUCGUACACACUGAGUUCGUCUCCCCCUUGGAGACGGUUUCAGGUCACAACGAGGGAUAAUAUAGUUGACUGUCCUUGCACUGUAAGAUGGCAUUUCCGUGUGUGAUAUCUCUAGUCAUUCCAAACAGUCCAUUCAUACUAAAAACCAAUGAGUAUGCAACGUUAUCGAAACUGGACUGCGGAUGUCGGUCAUGAAAUGUAUAUUCACAUAUCCCCAUAUUACCCCAUCUAAACGAAACAGGAAGGUGGAUUGUGUUGACAAAAUUGGUGACAUCUGCCAACAAUCCACAAAACAGCAACAGCAACAACAAAAAAUGCAAAACAAAA